AUGCGUGUAGAUGAGUCCCCCUCCCCCUGCUCCACGCAUGAGGGGCCUGGCACAGUCGAGAGAGGUGCGGCUCACGUAUUUUUUUUUUCCUGCCUUCCUUCUUGUGCCAUUCUCUCUCCCUCGCUCACAUUCUUUCGCCUUCUCUUCUCCUUCCUCGUCACGCAUUCCGCUGCCGUUGCUGCUGAGGCGUGUAUGCGCAACGACAGUGGGAACGAAGCGCAAACUUACGCUAAAGACGAAACAGCGACGAAUGCUCCCCCGUGUACGAAGCGAUACUCUUCUCCCGCGUUCUCCCCUGUCUUUGCUCACCACUUCCCUCUCCAGAUGUCGCCGGCUUGUGCCUCUCCUGCUCUGGUAGCAACGCUCUGCGCCGAGCUAGACGCGCUCGAAACGACAUUAUUGCGGAGCCUCUCCAUCGGUGAUGCACGUCGUGUGCUGGCCCUGCUCCACGAUGUGGACGUGCAGCUCUGCUGUAGCGUCGGUGUCGCAGCCCCCAUUGCAGAGAGCAGUAAUGGCACAGACUCCUGCAGUGCCAAGGGGGACAUCAUACGCUCUGCUGGUUCUAGCGCUGGAGGAACCCUACUGCGGCUGCGCUCGAUCUUUGUAGCUCAGCUGACCAUCCCCCAGCAAGAUGCGCUGAUGCGUGUGCUGUACGUGUGCAUGGCCUCCUGCGCCUCGGGCGUCACGGCACCCACAUUCAAAGGCCUUUGUGGGGCUCCGACCGCUGCCCAAGAGGCUCACGCGCCUCUCUCGCCAGCGGCUGUUCACCACCUGUACGAAUGGCACGCGGCCCUGCACGACGCGGCUGGCGACGGCGCUGUGGUGCGUGCUUUGAUGAGUAGAUGA
Molecule: messenger RNA, 846 nt
Organism: Leishmania braziliensis MHOM/BR/75/M2904
Lineage: Eukaryota; Euglenozoa; Kinetoplastea; Trypanosomatida; Trypanosomatidae
Product: putative ARP2/3 complex 16kDa subunit
Exons: 1
Coding region: 1-846 (281 amino acids)
Biological process (GO): regulation of actin filament polymerization; Arp2/3 complex-mediated actin nucleation
Cellular component (GO): actin cytoskeleton; Arp2/3 protein complex
Source: RefSeq, a predicted model, not a curated record